UCGAUAUACUACCUCCGUCAAGUUUCCGUCACAUUGGCGAUUCGAAAUGGUCCUGAUUCACAUAAAACGAAACGACGAGAGUCAAUUUCUCAUCGACACCAACCGCGGUACGCCGGUCGAGCAAUUAGUGAAGAACGUUGUGACGAUCUUCAACGGCAGAUUAAAAGUGGAGCGAAUAUGCUGCGAAAUGGAAGAGUUGGCAAAGUACGGCACGUUAUAUCCGCCCGAAAUUCUGGGACUUACGGAGGAGCAGGUGUCCGAGCUGAAGUUGGACGAUCACUGGGGAGAGCAGUGUAUACCGAGCGGUGGUUUUACGUUCGUCAAAGAUCCGAUCGGUAGGAGAAAUGGGAAGCAGCCCAAGAAGGAAAUGCAGGAUGUUCUAACGAAUACUGUCAAGGAGGCUAAGGCGAUGAUUUCUAAGAAGUUGGUGACGGAAGGGAAGUGUUUGACUGCCAAGAUGGUGCAGAAUGCUAUUGAGUUGUUGAAGGGCGCCGUUAUGAUAGUGUACCCCAUGAAGCUACCUCCUCACGAUGUUAUUCGUAUGGAGUUUGAAAACAUCGAGGACUUGGCCGGAACGCAGGCGUCUAAGGAGGUUAUCGAUCCGAUGGCCGCCCAGCUCUGGUUCUGCGGCAGGGAGCUUUACACAGAUGGAAAAACUGUCGGUGACUACGUGGGGAAAAUCGAGAACUGUAAGGUAAUCAUGAAGUUGUCGAUGCGUGGUAGCGGGGCACCAGGUAGAGAGCCAGUUAUGAACGAAAAUGAGAGAAAACAGUGGAUGCUGCAGGCGUAUCGUAGGCAGGAGGAGUUGAAGAAGUUGGACGCAGACGAUGACGACAGUUACCUUAAUUCGGAGUGGGCUGACAGUGGAAACUUGAAGAGGUCGUUCCAUGGUAUUAGUAAUAUAUCGUGGAGGGUUGGGAAGUAGUGUUACUGGGGGGAAGUUAAAAUAAUAAGGUUUUCAGCACUGAAAGUGUAAUUCUGUGACACACGUUAAUUUGUUGUAAACUGAGCCAUGCCAUUUCCAUUUAAAAAUUCUUUCUGAUUUGUAGUCCAAUAAAACUAAUUCGAAGAAUAGCAGUGCUGAAAGUAGCUUUUUGUCAAAUGCCCUAAUGGUAUUAUUUUACAUUCAAAUGAAUGAAUUUGGUUUGUCCCAUUUUACAGGAAGAUUCAGACGUAGCAUCAUAAUAACUGACUUCUUUUCAGUUUUAUACAUACAACUUGAACACUAUGUAUC
Photinus pyralis (common eastern firefly) is the source of this 1234-nucleotide messenger RNA. Its product is annotated as cilia- and flagella-associated protein 298. Gene Ontology annotation, biological process: regulation of cilium movement. The transcript has 2 exons. The record is from RefSeq and is a predicted model, not a curated record. The coding region runs from base 47 to 925 and encodes 292 amino acids. NCBI's taxonomy places the organism in Eukaryota, Metazoa, Arthropoda, Insecta, Coleoptera, Lampyridae.